This is a messenger RNA of Dimorphilus gyrociliatus, 3275 nucleotides long. The record is from the annotation of a GenBank genome assembly. NCBI's taxonomy places the organism in Eukaryota, Metazoa, Annelida, Polychaeta, Dinophilidae.
AUUCAUGAACCGCCUCACAUGAAUCAUCACAAGACAGACGAAUAAGUAGGGAAAUCUAUUGUUUGACGAUAAGAAUCGUUAAUAGCAGUUUAAAAACUAUAGCGAGAACUUGGAUAAGGAAAUUUAUAUCUUGGCAAUUCAAGUCACCUGGGAUCUGUUUACGGAAGUUCUACGACGGCCUACGAUUAUAUAAUUGCUUGAAUCCUAUUUAUAAAUUUAUUGCGCUGUCUAUUUUGUGUUGACCUAAACUUAUUUUUUAAAGUAAGAGAAAAAUGGCCUGGAGAAACGUGUCAAAAUUUAAAAACUCUGCUCCAAAGAUUCCAAAAAAGGACCAAUGGAUAACUGACGUAAACUCGGCUAAUUUAUUAAAUUGUGCUGGUAAUCACAUUCAAUGCAGUGCCAAGUAUAUUGCCUACAACACAUCGAGUGGUGGUUCAUUGGGUGUAGUAUCCCUAAAACAUACUGGAAAAGUAGAGAGGACCACUCACGAAAUUCUGGCACAUUCAGAAUUCGUCACAGAUUUCGAUUUUUCACCAUUUGAUGAUUGUUUAUUGGCAACUUCAUCGACUGAUUGUACAGCUAAGUUAUGGAAGUUACCACAAGAGGAUUUUACCGAGAGUAUAAGUAACCCCCACAAACAACUUUGCGCCCUCUCCAAGAGGAUUGAGAGGAUACUUUGGCAUCCUUGUGCAAGUGAUAUUAUUGCUACCGCCUCUGCUCAUUCUGUAUCGGUUUACGACGUAGAGGCCAACAAAUGCUUUUUCGAGUUCAAUGAACAUACCGACCAAGUACAGAGUAUAUCUUGGAAAGGAGACGGAAGUUUACUUGUAAGCUCCUGCAAGGAUAGAAAAAUAAGAAUUAUUGAUCCACGAAAAAAUUGCCUUGCAAAUUCAACUAAUGGACAUGCAGGUAUCAGAGAUUCAAGAAGUCUUUGGUGCGGCGACGGAAAUUAUACCAUAAGCACAGGAUUCUCUGAGAAACGGUCAAGGGAAGUAAAUAUUUAUGAUAUUAGAAAAUUUAACUCUCCUCUAAUAACUCGUGAAGCAGGAAAUAAUAAUGGAAUUCUCAUUCCACUCUAUGAUCCUGACACGAAUAUGCUUUUCCUAGCCGGAAAGGGUGAUACUAUGAUCUCUUUUAUGGAAACUCAGGAAAAAGAUCCAUUUUUAACUGAGGCGUCUAUUGACAGCGUUCAGCAGUUUAAAGGAGCUGCUCUUGCUCCUAAGAAGUCUAUGAAUGUUAUGUCCGGUGAAGUUAAUCGCGUAUUGUUGCUGGCAUCGCACAACAUCAUUCCUGUACCUUACAUUGUUCCAAGAAAAUCGUAUUACGACUUUCAUGCUGAUAUCUUUCCGGAUACGAAUUGUUCCGUGCCAUCUAUGACAUCGACUUCUUGGAUGUCAGGAGCUAUUGUUCCAUUGUCCAAAAUAAGUCUAGACCCAACAAAGAAAAAUCAACAAAUGCCGGAACCUCCUACAAAGACUGUAGAAGAAGUUGACAAGAAUUCGCAUUCUAAAUUGCAAAAGACACAAUCGGUAGAAGAAGUAAAACUUCGCCAUGUCGAUCCACUCCGCAGGGAAAAGCCAAAUUCAGAAAGUAAUGGAUCAUCUUCACCUUUUAAUGUUAAGCUUCGACAUUCCGUUGCUGUGACUGACAAAGGCAGUAAUGUGGAACAAUUAGAGCCAUCGUUUGCUCAAAUUAAAUUAAAGAACGUGAAAAAACCUGUUGGAAUGGAAGCAGAAGCGCCUGAAAAGUCUGAGGAAAGGGCAGCCGAGAAAACAGCAGAGGUUGAAAUAAAAAAUGAUGUCACACCUGUUGUAAAAAAGCCAGGCGGCGCAAAGUUUCAAACUCAGAGAAUCUCAAAAUUUAAACAUUUACAAGGAAAACCAUUACACAAAAAUUACCAUAUUGUAAACUUACAAAAUCUAAGCAAAACUAUCCCUGGUGAGAGUGAUGGAUUUUCGGUUAACAGGAAACGUUGUGCUCUCCCAUUGAAUGGUCCUGGAGGUUGUGUAGCUGUUCUAGAGCUGUCAAAAUACGGCAAGCUACCAGUAACUGGUCUUCCUGUUUUACACAACGGUUCCAAUGUUACUGACCUCGCAUUCGAUCCAUUUAAUGAGUGCCGAAUUGCCAUUGGUACUGAAGAAUCUACCAUAAAUAUUUGGACUAUUCCUACAGAGGGUCUAGAAGAGACUUUGAAAGAACCACAAUUUUCCCUCAGGGAUCACUCCGACAAGAUCUACUUCAUCAAAUUUCAUCCGUUAGCGAAGGAUGUUUUAGCUAGUGGUUCUUUCGAUUUUACAGUGAAAAUAUGGAAUCUAGACAAAAAGUCUUGCUCACACACUUUAAAUGGUCACACGGAUGUUAUCUUCAACUUAUCAUGGCAUCCGAAUGGUUCAGAGUGUGUUACCCUGUGUAAAGAUUCGAAAAUCAGGGUUUAUGAGCCAAGGAAAUCUGUAGAUCCAGUGAAGCAAGCUUCCGCAAUAAUUGAAAAUAGCCGAGGGGGAAGAAUCCAAUAUGUUUGUGGUGGUGACAAACUAGCUGUUAGUAACUUCACAAGGCAACAAACAAGAAAUAUAUCUAUAUUCGAUGCUGUUAAUUUGCAAGGAGUUAGUCUUGCAUGCGAAGAAAUAGAUGUAUCGCCGGCAACGCUUAUGAUGCUAUACGACGAAGAUAGUCGAACAAUAUUCGCAACUGGCCGAGGUGAUGGAACUAUAUUCGCUUUUGAAGCAAUUAACGAAGCUCCCUACUUGUCUCGUUUAUCGGACAUAAAAGGUGACGGAGCCCAUCAGGGUUUUGGUCUUUUACCUAAAACUGAAUGUAAUGUUAAGGCUGUCGAAUUUGCUAGAAUUUUACGCCUUACGCGUUCAACUAUCGAACCUAUUCCCAUUACUGUUCCUAGGCGUAAAAUGGAAUAUUUCCAAGACGAUAUUUUUCCUCCAACAAAAGCUCUGUGGGAGCCUUCUAUGACACCUGAUGAGUGGGAACAAGGUGGAAACAAACCUCUCAGAACAAUCGACUUAAAGCCGACUGAUAUGGAUAAUCUUAGCGAUCAUCCAGAUAAGCCAAGAGCAAGCAAAUAUAAGUUUGAAUCGGAAGUUAAAACGAAAACUGAUGCCGAAAAGAGAGAUGAACUUCUCGAAUCUUUUAGUUCUAAAGUUAACACUGAUAGAGGCUUGGAACAAGAUGGAAUGGAAGGUGUAGAAGACCAAGAAUGGGCACGUAUUUCUGUCUUUCAAAAUUUUAAUACAACUAAUUUGAAAUUAUCACUUAAACAAUAA